Closterium sp. Naga37s-1 is the source of this 3149-nucleotide messenger RNA. NCBI's taxonomy places the organism in Eukaryota, Viridiplantae, Streptophyta, Zygnematophyceae, Desmidiales, Closteriaceae. The record is from the annotation of a GenBank genome assembly.
CACCUUGAACAGCUCUGGGCUUUCGGGUUCCAUCCCAAAGGACAUCUUCACUCUCAGCAGCCUCGAGUCCCUGGACCUAAGUCACAACUACCUGAAUGGCUCCGUUCCUCAAUCCGUGGGUUCGGCUAUUCAAGUCACGAGCUUAGAUCUGAGUGGCAACAACUUAGAAGGCUCCAUUCCUCCCACGCUCGGCCUCCUCACCAACCUUGCCUCACUUCAUCUUGGGAACAACGCCUUGGACGGGACAUUGCCAAUGGAGCUUACCUUCCUGUCUGCCAUUUCGUACCUGAACAUGACUGGAAAUAGACUAAGAGGCCGAAUUCCAGGAGGCAUAUCCCGACUCAGUGAGCUUGCAUUCUUGGACCUCUCAGCCAAUCAGCUUGAUGGGUUGAUUCCACUAUCCAUUGGCAACCUUUCCAGCCUUGUUGAAUUGAACCUCAGCAGCAACACUUUGGCAGGCAGCAUUCCCAACCGCCUCUACGGCCUCUCUUCUCUGCGAUCCCUGUCACUUUCUGGGAACCUUCUGUCUGGAUCUUUGUCUUCAAGUGUGGCGUCCUUGGCUGCCAUGCAGGCUCUGUAUCUGGGUCAAAACAACUUCACAGGAUCCAUCCCACCCGUUCUUGGACGACUGACGAAUCUAACUCUCCUAAGCUUCGACCAAUCAGGUUUAUCGUGCCCGACAGCUGGCACCGCCGAUUGUGCGGUGAAUCAUACUGCAAGCACCGGGUUCUGCCAGGCCUGUGCUGACUUCUGCUCCCCAUGCAUCGAUAUCUCAGGCUCAAGCUCACGCUCAGGCUCAGCUGCCAACCCUCCAUCCACCAACCCCCCACCUGAGCCACCGCUGGCACCUGAAUCAAACCCCCCAUCGCCCCCCUCCUCCGCCUCCUCUUCUCUUUCCACGGGAGCCAUUGCUGGCAUUGCUGUUGCUGUUGUGCUGCUGCUUGUGGUGGUGGUGCUGCUGGUGAUGCAUGCGCGGGGCGCUCUGCCAUGCUUGCAGCACGGAGAUGGGACCAGGAGUGGGGGCGGAUUCUUCAAAGGCGGAUAUCGCCGCCGCAGCCGCAGCCGCAGCAGCCACAUCAGCGCCGAGUCAGCAGCAGCGGACACGUCACCGCAAGUGUGUCAGCGCUACUCGCUUGCUGACAUGGCGCGCGCCACUGCCAACUGGUCGGAUCGCAAUCUCAUUGGCAGCGGUGGCUUUGGUGACGUGUACCGGGGCGUGUGCCCGAGUGAUCCGAAUGUUGUGUGGGCCGUGAAGCGAGCUCGAGUGCUGACAAAGGACUUCCAAAGGGAGGUGAACGCUAUGGCAUCGAAGCACCACCCCAACCUGGUGAGGCUGCUGGGGUUCUGCAUCGAUUUCAACGCGGACACGGAGGAGAUGGAGCAGGUGGUGGUGUAUGAGUUCAUGGAGAACGGCGAUCUCGACCGUUGGAUCGGAGACGAGGCUCCGAAGCCGCUCUCCCUGCUCGAGCGUGUGGACAUCCUCAUCGGUGCGGCCCAUGGCUUGGAGCAUCUGCAUUUGAGGCGCCUCAAAAGUCUUCACCACUAUCUGCUCCCUACUUUCACCUCCCUCCCUUCUCCCAUCAGAGGCACCGAAGCCGCUCUCCCUGCUCGAGCGUGUGGACAUUCUCAUCGCUUUGGAGUGGUGAUGCUGGCGGUGAUAACAGCACAGCAUGCCGUGCGCACCCAGCAGGACACGAGCAGAGUCAACCUCAAGGCAUGGGUGGCACCUCUAGUUUCUGCUCAUGACGUGGCAUCCUUCAAAGACCCUCGCCUCGAAGGCCCUGCUGACGUCAUCCUCCGCCUCGCUGAGCUGGCGCUGAGCUGUACGGCCAUGCCGACCGCAUCGCGCCCCGAUAUGAUGCGGAUCAUUGGAGGUCUCAAGGCGAUGCGAGCCGAGCUGACAGGUGGCGAUGUGGACGAGCGAGCGAUUAGGAUUGACUCUGAGCUGGCGAUUGGUGUGGGAGAGACGUUGGAGGAACAGAUUAUGAGGGUGGAGAGCAUGGGGGAUGGUGACAGGGGAGGACUUAAUGAAGACACACCGGAUGUCCCUGUUCUCCUCGACUGUCAGGCGCUGUGGAUUCGCAACUUCACGGGAUGGACCACGGGGGAGGAUUGUGCCACUGCGGAGGGGCUGCAGUGUGACAGUAACGGGAUGAUCGUGAAGAUGUCAAUGGAGAUGUCGUCUCUUGCAGGGGUGCUGCCGUCGUCCAUUGGCAACCUGACUCUGCUGACCCACCUCAACUUCUUUCAGAACAACCUCGACAGCGACAUCCCCACCACCUUUGGCGCUCUCACCAACCUGCAGCACCUCAAUCUGGGCAUCAACAUGCUCACAGGCCCGCUUCCUCUCUUCCUUGACACACUCUCACUCCUCACCUUCUUGAAUUUGGGCGACAACAAGCUCACAGGGACGCUGUCGGCUGGUCUGGGGAACCUCAAGCAGCUGCAGUUCCUAGAUCUGUCCAAGAACAACGUAUCUGCGUCCCUGCCAUCAACACUGGGAUCACUCUCAACCCUCACAUGGCUUGAUCUUCAAUACAAUGCUUUGGAGAACAGCAUCCCCAGUUCCAUCACCAACCUCACCGGCCUCACCUACCUCAACCUUGCAAGCAACAAGCUCAAUGGCUCUGUUCCUGUAUUUGACGGCUUCCCUGCACUCACCUACCUCGGCCUGGGAGGGAACAGCCUGCAAGGCACCUUCCCCGUCACGGGCAACCAGGCUCUUCCCCUCAAGACACUAGACCUCCGAGGCAACAAGCUCGCAGGCAGCAUCCCUCGCUCCAUCUCCUCCCUCUCUGCUCUCGAGCAUCUCCUGCUGUCGGAGAAUCGCUUCAAUGGAUUCAUACCCGACUCCAUCAUGAACCUAGUCAGCCUCGAGUACCUGGGAAUGGGCGUCAAUCGCCUACAGGGGCCAGUCCCGUCCACAAUGGGCAACCUUGUCAAGCUGACGGCGCUCAACAUGUCAGGCAACCGGAUGGCAGGAAUCCUGCCUGCCACACUCGGCUCUCUCACCAAGCUCACCCUGCUGGACUACGACAGAAAUUUUCUGUCCUGCCCGACCGAUGGAAACUGCGUGGUGUCCCAGAAAAGCACCACCGCGUUUUGCAAGAGCUGCCCGACCUUCUGUGCUCCGUGCUAUGGGAAAGGAG